AAAAACCGAAAGCGAAUGCACCGAUGGCCGCAGUAUCCAUUCGCACGUCACGUGGCAACAAUCAUGUCUUAAAGGCCGCACUCCUCUCCAAACGAACAGUAUGUGUAGUGUCGGCUUCGUGUUGUGUGCACUCGUAGUGUUGAUCGGUUCGAUCGACUUGGUGGGGGGUCAAAGUUCGUCGUCGUCGCUGAUCGAUUCCGUUUGCCAGGCUGUCCAGCGACAGCAGCUUGAGUGCCAAGUGCAUCGCGUGGAGACCGCCGAUGGUUAUAGAUUAAGCGUCCACCGCAUUCCCGCGCCGAGGAGUGCCCAGUGCAGCCAGCCGCAGCAGCAAUUGCGGCCCUUUCUGCUCAUGCACGGCCUGCUCGGAUCCGCCGGGGAUUUCGUGGCCGGCGGAAGGGGCAGGUCCUUGGCCUUGGAGCUGCACGCCCGCUGCUUCGACGUCUGGCUGGGAAAUGCCCGGGGCACAACCCAUUCCCGCGGGCAUCGCAGCCUCGUGACAAGUGACGCCCGCUUCUGGCAGUUCAGUUGGCACGAGAUUGGCAUCUACGACCUGCCCGCCAUCGUGGAUUACGUGCUGGCGAGGACGCACCGCCGCCAGCUGCACUACGUCGGCCACUCGCAGGGGACCACGGUGCUCCUGGUGCUCCUCUCCCAACGGCCGGAGUACAAUGCGCGGUUCGCCAAUGCGGCUCUGAUGGCGCCGGUGGCCUUUCUCAAGCACCUCAGCAGUCCGCCACUGCGCUUGCUGGCCAGCGACAGCUCUGCGGUCACGCUGCUGCUCAAUAAACUUGGCCUCCACGAACUGCUGCCGGCGACGGCGCUGACCCAGGUGGGCGGGCAGUUCUUCUGCACCGCCUCCACGCCCACCUACGCCCUGUGCACCCUCUUCACCUCCCUCUACGUGGGCUUCAGCGACUAUCCAUUGGAUCGUAACAUCUUGCCACGCAUCCUGGAGACGACGCCGGCGGGCAUUUCGCGGGGCCAGCUGCAGCAUUUCGGCCAGCUCAUCAAUAGCGGCAAAUUCCAGCAGUACGACUACCGCUCGCCGAGACUGAAUGCGCUGCGAUAUGGCCAGACCACGCCCCCCUCGUACAAGUUGGCCAACGUUCGCCUGGAGCUGCAGAUCUUCCACGGCAACCGGGACGCGCUGUCCAGUCGGGCGGAUGUGCAGCGCCUGGUCAACGAGCUAAGGAACAGCAACACGCAGAUGUACCAGGUGCCCGGAUAUAAUCACAUUGACUUUCUGUUCGCCCUCUCCGCACCGCAGCUGGUCUACGAACGAAUUAUUCAGCAGGCCUGGCAGUUGGACGCGCAAUCGGUGGCACUUUCACAAUGA
Messenger RNA from Drosophila elegans, 1336 nucleotides. RefSeq names its product lipase 3. NCBI's taxonomy places the organism in Eukaryota, Metazoa, Arthropoda, Insecta, Diptera, Drosophilidae. Gene Ontology annotation, biological process: lipid metabolic process. Gene Ontology annotation, molecular function: hydrolase activity, acting on ester bonds. The transcript has 4 exons. The coding region runs from base 101 to 1336 and encodes 411 amino acids. The record is from RefSeq and is a predicted model, not a curated record.